AUGACUGCCGAAUCCUCUCAACAACAACAGCAGCUGGCCGACCCUCCCAUCGACCAGAUGGAUCACGAUCUCGACCAGGAUGCCCAAGAGGCUACCACUUCACUGCCAAACAUCAUCCCCGACUCCCAAUUGUCGCCCGACACCUACCGAUUCCCCUCAGAACGGCUCCUGCGAAGGCAAAGGCAUGAGGGCAAGCAACCUCUGGUUCUGGUAGCUUGCGGUUCCUUCAGCCCCAUCACCUAUCUCCACCUGCGCAUGUUCGAGAUGGCCUCCGACUACGCUCGCUUCAACACCAAGUACGAAAUCGUGGGCGGCUUUCUGUCUCCCGUGUCCGAUGCAUACAAGAAACCCGGCCUGGCACCCGCCAAGCACCGCAUUCAGAUGUGCUCCUACGCCGCAGAGAAGACCUCGGAGUGGCUGACCUGCGACCCAUGGGAGGCCAUUCAACCCCACUACUUCCCCACUGCCCAAGUCCUCGACCACUUCGACCACGAAAUCAACCAUGUCAUCGGUGGCUGCGAGGACGUGCAUGGCAACAAGCAGCCCGUGCGCAUCGCGCUGCUCGCUGGGGCGGAUCUCAUCCAGACCAUGAGCACCCCCGGUGUCUGGUCCCUUGCGGAUUUGGAUCACAUCUUGAGGAAAUUCGGUGCCUUCAUAAUAGAGAGGACAGGCACCGAUAUUGACGAAGCUUUGGCGGGCUUGAAGGAAUACAAGGACAAUAUCCAUGUUAUCCCCCAAGUGAUCACUAACGAUGUUUCUAGCACCAAGGUUCGUCUGAUGCGUAAAAGGGAUCUGUCUCUCCGGUAUGUUGUACCGGACUCGGUCAUCGAGUACAUCCACCACCACGGUCUCUACCGGGAGUAG
Molecule: messenger RNA, 864 nt
Organism: Diaporthe amygdali
Lineage: Eukaryota; Fungi; Ascomycota; Sordariomycetes; Diaporthales; Diaporthaceae
Product: nicotinamide mononucleotide adenylyl transferase
Exons: 3
Coding region: 1-864 (287 amino acids)
Biological process (GO): NAD+ biosynthetic process
Molecular function (GO): nicotinate-nucleotide adenylyltransferase activity; nicotinamide-nucleotide adenylyltransferase activity
Source: RefSeq, a predicted model, not a curated record